AUGGACAGCCAGAAGCCGCCUGGUGAGGAUAAAGAUUCAGAACCGGCAGCUGAUGGACCUGCAGCCUCUGAGGAGUCAGGCACCACUGAGCCAGACCUUCCCAACCCACAUGUGGGGGAGGUCUCUGUGUCCAGUUCUGGAGGUCCUAGGCUUCAGGAGCCUUCCCAGGACUGCAGUGGGGGUCCGGUGCGGCGUUGUGCUCUUUGUAACUGCGGGGAGCCCAGUCUACAUGGGCAGCGGGAGCUACGGCGCUUUGAGUUGCCAUUUGACUGGCCUCAGUGUCCGGUGGCGUCCCCUGGGGGGAAUCCAGGGCCCAACGAGGCAGCGCUGCCCUGUGAGGACCUGUCACAGAUUGGUUUCCCUGAGGGCCUGACACCUGCCCACCUAGGAGAACCUGGCGGGUCCUGCUGGGCUCACCAUUGGUGUGCUGCGUGGUCGGCAGGCGUAUGGGGGCAGGAGGGCCCAGAACUAUGUGGUGUGGACAAGGCCAUCUUCUCAGGGAUCUCACAGCGCUGUUCCCACUGCACCAGGCGCGGUGCCUCCAUCCCUUGCCGCUCACCCGGAUGUCCACGGCUUUACCACUUCCCCUGUGCGACUGCCAGCGGUUCCUUCUUAUCCAUGAAAACACUGCAGCUGCUAUGCCCGGAGCACAGUGAGGGGGCUGCACAUCUGGAGGAGGCUCGUUGUGCAGUAUGUGAGGGACCAGGGGAAUUGUGUGACCUGUUCUUCUGUACCAGCUGUGGGCAUCACUAUCACGGGGCCUGCCUGGACACUGCUCUGACUGCCCGCAAACGUGCUGGCUGGCAGUGCCCUGAAUGCAAAGUGUGCCAAGCCUGCAGGAAACCUGGGAAUGACUCUAAGAUGUUGGUCUGUGAGACGUGUGACAAAGGAUACCACACCUUCUGCCUAAAACCACCAAUGGAGGAACUGCCUGCUCACUCUUGGAAGUGCAAGGCAUGCCGGGUAUGCCGGGCCUGUGGGGCAGGCUCAGCAGAGCUGAAUCCCAACUCUGAGUGGUUUGAGAAUUACUCGCUCUGUCACCGCUGUCACAAAGCCCAAGGAGGACAGCCUGUCAGUUCUGUGGCUGAGCAGCAUCCCCCUGUCUGUAGCAGGUUCUCACCCCCAGAGCCUGGUGAUACCCCCACUGAUGAGCCCGAAGCUCUGUACGUUGCAUGCCAAGGGCAGCCAAAGGGUGGGCACGUGACCUCUAUGCAACCCAAGGAACCGGGGCCCCUGCAAUGUGAAGCCAAACCACUAGGGAGAGCAGGGGCCCAACUUGAGCCCCAGUUGGAGGCCCCCCUAAAUGAGGAGAUGCCACUGCUGCCCCCACCUGAGGAGUCGCCCCUGUCCCCACCACCUGAGGAAUCGCCCACAUCCCCGCCGCCUGAGGCGUCGCGCCUGUCCCCACCACCUGAGGAAUCACCCCUCUCUCCACCGCCUGAGGAGUCUCCUCUGUCUCCUCCACCUGAGUCAUCACCCUUUUCUCCACUGGAGGAGUCACCGUUCUCUCCACCAGAGGAGUCCCCCCCAUCUCCCCCACUCGAGACACCCCUGUCUCCACCGCCUGAAGCAUCACCCCUCUCCCCACCAUUUGAAGAGUCUCCCCUGUCCCCCCCACCUGAGGAGUUGCCUACUUCCCCACCUCCUCCUCUCCAAAGCAUCUGCUUCUCCCCCCACCACCCAGAGGAGCUGUCACUCUGCCUGUCCCCCCGGCCUGAGGAGCCGCGCCUGUCCCCCCAGCCUAAGGAGCCGCCCCUGUCCCCCCGGCCUGAGGAGUUGCGCUUGUCCCCCCAGCCUGAGGAACCGCGCCUGUCCCCUCGACCUGAAGAGCCCCCUGAGGAGCCAGGCCUAUGCCCUGCACCUGAGGAAUUGCCCUUGUUCCUCCCACCUGGGGAGCCACCUUUAUCCCCCUUGCUUGGAGAGCCGGCCCUGUCUGAGCCUGGGGAACCACCUCUGUCCCCUCUACCUGAGGAGUUGCCGUUGUCCCCAUCCGGGGAGCCAUCCUUGUCACCUCAGCUGAUGCCACCAGAUCCUCUUCCUCCUCCACUCUCACCCAUUAUUACAGCUGUGGCCCCGCCAGCCCUGUCUCCUUUGGGGGAGUUAGAAUACCCCUUUGGUGCCAAAGGGGACAGUGAUCCUGAGUCGCCAUUGGCUGCCCCCAUCCUAGAGACACCCAUCAGCCCUCCACCAGAAGCUAACUGCACUGACCCUGAGCCUGUACCUCCUAUGAUCCUUCCCCCAUCUCCAGGCUCCCCAAUGGGACCAGCUUCUCCCAUCCUGAUGGAACCCCUUCCCCCUCAGUGUUCUCCACUCCUGCAGCAUUCCCUGCCUCCCCAAAACUCCCCUCCUUCCCAGUGCUCUCCUCCUGCUCUGCCACUGUCCAUUCCCUCCCCACUGAGUCCCAUGGAGAAGGCAGUGGAGGUCUCAGAUGAGGCUGAGCCACAUGAGAUGGAGACUGAGAAAGUCCCAGAACCUGAGUGCCCAGCCUUGGAACCCAGCCCUACUAGUCCUCUCCCCUCCCCCAUGGGUAACCUUUCCUGCCCUGCACCUAGUCCUGCCCCAGCUCUGGAUGACUUCUCCGGUCUGGGGGAAGAUACAGCCCCUCUGGAUGGGACUGACACUCCUGGUUCACAGCCAGAGGCUGGACAGACCCCUGGCAGUUUGGCUAGUGAACUUAAGGGAUCCCCUGUGCUCCUGGACCCCGAGGAGCUGGCCCCUGUGACCCCUAUGGAGGUCUAUGGCCCAGAAUGCAAGCAGGCAGGGCAGAGUUCACCCUGUGAAGAGCAAGAGGAGCCACGUGCACCAGUGGCCCCUACCCCACCCACUCUCAUCAAAUCCGACAUCGUUAAUGAGAUCUCCAAUCUGAGCCAGGGUGAUGCCAGUGCCAGUUUUCCUGGCUCUGAGCCCCUGCUAGGCUCUCCCGACCCCGAAGGGGGCGGCUCCUUGUCCAUGGAGCUGGGGGUAUCUACAGACGUUAGUCCAGCCCGAGAUGAGGGCUCCCUGCGACUCUGUACUGACUCGCUGCCAGAGACUGACGACUCGCUACUGUGUGAUGCUGGGACAGCUAUUGGCGGAGGCAAAGCUGAGGGGGACAAGGGGAGGCGGCGCAGCUCCCCAGCUCGUUCCCGCAUCAAACAGGGUCGCAGCAGUAGUUUCCCAGGAAGACGCCGGCCACGUGGAGGAGCACAUGGAGGACGCGGGAGAGGACGGGCCCGGCUAAAAUCAACUACUUCUUCCAUUGAGACUCUGGUAGUUGCUGAUAUCGAUAGCUCUCCCAGCAAAGAGGAAGAAGACGACGAUGACGACACCAUGCAAAAUACUGUGGUUCUCUUCUCCAACACAGACAAGUUUGUCCUAAUGCAGGACAUGUGUGUGGUAUGUGGCAGCUUUGGACGGGGAGCAGAGGGCCACCUCCUCGCCUGUUCCCAGUGUUCUCAGUGCUAUCACCCUUAUUGUGUCAACAGCAAGAUCACCAAGGUGAUGCUGCUAAAGGGCUGGCGUUGUGUGGAGUGCAUUGUGUGUGAGGUGUGCGGCCAGGCCUCGGACCCCUCACGCCUCCUGCUCUGUGAUGACUGUGACAUUAGCUACCACACAUACUGCCUGGACCCGCCACUGCUCACCGUGCCCAAGGGUGGCUGGAAGUGCAAAUGGUGUGUGUCUUGUAUGCAGUGUGGGGCUGCCUCUCCUGGCUUCCACUGUGAAUGGCAGAAUAGUUACACACACUGCGGGCCCUGUGCUAGCCUGGUGACCUGCCCUAUCUGUCAUGCCCCAUAUGUGGAAGAGGACCUCCUAAUCCAGUGCCGCCACUGUGAACGGUGGAUGCAUGCUGGCUGUGAGAGCCUCUUCACAGAGGAUGACGUGGAACAGGCGGCCGACGAGGGCUUUGACUGUGUCUCCUGCCAGCCUUAUGUGGUAAAGCCUGCUGCGCCUGUUGCUCCUCCAGAGUUGGUGCCUAUGAAGGUGAAAGAGCCAGAGCCUCAAUACUUUCGCUUUGAGGGUGUGUGGCUGACAGAAACUGGCAUGGCCGUGCUGCGUAACCUGACCAUGUCACCCCUGCACAAGCGGCGCCAGCGGCGAGGACGGCUUGGCCUCCCAGGGGAGGCAGGGCUAGAGGGUUCUGAGCCCUCAGAUGCCCUUGGCCCUGAUGACAAGAAGGAUGGGGACCUGGAUGCUGACGAGCUGCUCAAGGGUGAAGGUGGCGUGGAGCACAUGGAAUGUGAAAUGAAACUGGAGGGGCCUAUCAGCCCUGAUAUAGAGCCUGGCAGAGAGGAGACCGAGGAAAGCAAGAAACGCAAACGCAAACCCUAUCGGCCUGGCAUUGGUGGUUUCAUGGUGCGACAGCGGAAAUCCCACACACGUGUGAAAAAGGGGCCUGCUGCACAGGCGGAGGUGUUGAGUGGGGAUGGGCAGCCCGACGAGGUGAUGCCUGCAGACCUACCUGCAGAGGGCCCCGUGGACCAGAGCUUAGCUGAUGGGGAUGAGAAGAAGAAGCAGCAGCGGCGUGGGCGCAAGAAGAGCAAACUGGAAGACAUGUUUCCUGCUUAUCUGCAGGAAGCCUUCUUUGGGAAGGAGCUGCUGGACCUGAGCCGGAAGGCCCUUUUUGCCGUUGGGGUGGGCCGGCCCAGUUUUGGACUAGGAGCCCCAAAAGCCAAGGGGGAUAGUGGCUCAGAUAGGAAGGAGCUCCACACGUCACAGAAAGGAGAUGAUGCUCCAGAUAUUGCAGAUGAAGAAUCCCGUGGCCUGGAGGGCAAAGCAGAUACACCAGGACCUGAGGAUGGAGGCAUAAAGGCAUCCCCAGUGCCCAGUGACCCCGAGAAGCCAGGCACUCCGGGUGAAGGGAUGCUUAGCUCUGACUUAGAUAGGAUUCCCACUGAAGAACUGCCCAAGAUGGAAUCUAAAGACCUGCAGCAGCUCUUCAAGGAUGUUCUGGGUUCUGAACGAGAGCAGCACCUGGGUUGUGGAACCCCCGGCUCGGACGGCAGCCGUACACCGCUGCAGAGGCCCUUUCUUCAAGGUGGACUCCCUUUGGGCAAUCUCCCCUCCAGCAGCCCAAUGGACUCCUACCCGGGCCUCUGCCAGUCCCCAUUCCUGGAUUCUAGGGAGCGCGGGGGCUUCUUUAGCCCGGAACCCGGUGAGCCAGACAGCCCCUGGACAGGCUCAGGGGGCACCACGCCCUCCACCCCCACCACCCCCACCACGGAGGGAGAGGGCGACGGGCUCUCCUAUAACCAGCGGAGCCUUCAGCGUUGGGAGAAGGAUGAGGAGUUGGGCCAGCUCUCCACCAUCUCACCUGUGCUCUAUGCCAACAUUAACUUUCCCAAUCUCAAGCAAGAUUACCCAGCUCGGCCUCAACCCCCACCCCCUGAAAGCUGCUGUGCCCUGCCCCCUCGCUCAUUGCCCUCAGACCCUUUCUCCCGAGUACCUGCCAGUCCCCAGUCCCAGUCCAGCUCGCAGUCCCCAUUAACACCCCGUCCUUUGUCUGCCGAGGCUUUUUGCCCAUCCCCUGUUACCCCUCGCUUCCAGUCCCCUGACCCUUAUUCCCGUCCACCCUCACGUCCUCAGUCCCGUGACCCAUUUGCCCCCUUGCAUAAGCCACCCCGACCCCAGCCCCCUGAAGUUGCCUUCAAGGCUGGGCCUCUAGCCCACACUCCACUGGGGGCUGGGGGCUUCCCAGCAGCCCUGCCCUCGGGACCGGCAGGUGAGCUCCAUGCUAAGGUCCCAAGUGGGCAGCCCCCCAAUUUUGCCCGGUCCCCUGGGACGGGUGCAUUUGUGGGCACCCCCUCUCCCAUGCGUUUCACUUUCCCUCAGGCGGUAGGGGAGCCUUCCCUAAAGCCCCCUGUCCCUCAGCCUGGUCUCCCUCCACCCCAUGGGAUCAACAGCCAUUUUGGGCCUGGCCCUACUUUGGGCAAGCCUCAAAGCACAAACUACGCAGUAGCCACAGGGAACUUCCACCCAUCAGGCAGCCCCCUGGGAUCCAGCAGUGGGUCCACAGGAGAGGGCUUUGGGCUGUCCCCGCUACGCCCCCCAUCAGUCCUACCACCACCUGCACCGGAUGGAUCCCUCCCCUACCUGUCGCAUGGAGCCUCACAGCGGGCAGGCAUCACCUCUCCAGUCGAUAAGCGAGAAGACCCAGGGGCUGGAUUGGGUAGCUCUUUGGCGGCACCUGAACUUCCAGGUACCCAGGACCCAGGCAUGUCCAGCCUCAGCCAGACAGAACUGGAGAAGCAGCGGCAGCGCCAGCGACUACGGGAGCUCCUGAUUCGGCAGCAAAUCCAGCGCAAUACCCUGCGGCAAGAGAAGGAAACAGCUGCGGCAGCUGCAGGAGCAGUGGGGCCCCCGGGCAGCUGGGGUGCCGAGCCCAGCAGCCCUGCCUUUGAGCAGCUGAAUCGAGGCCAGACUCCCUUUGCUGGGACCCAGGACAAGAGUAGCCUUGUGGGGCUGCCCCCAAGCAAAUUGGGUGGCCCCAUCAUGGGGCCAGGGGCUUUCCCCAGCGAUGACCGACUCUCCCGGCCACCUCCACCAGCCACCCCUUCCUCUAUGGAUGUGAGCAGCCGGCAACUGGUGGGAGGCUCCCAAGCCUUCUAUCAGCGAGCACCCUAUCCUGGGUCCCUGCCCUUACAGCAGCAGCAGCAGCAGCAACAACUGUGGCAGCAGCAGCAGCAACAACAGCAGGCAACAGCAACCUCCAUGCGCCUUGCCAUGUCUACUCGCUUUCCAUCAACUCCUGGGCCUGAACUUGGCCGCCAAACCCUAGCUACCCCCUUGGCAGGAAUUCCCGCCCGCCUCCCUGGCCCUGGAGAGCCAGUGCCUGGUCCAGCUGGUCCUGCCCAGUUCAUUGAGUUGCGGCACAAUGUACAGAAAGGACUAGGACCUGGGGGGGCUCCGUUUCCUGGGCAGGGCCCCCCUCAGAGACCCCGUUUUUACCCAGUAAGUGAGGACUCCCACCGAAUGGCUCCUGAAGGGCUUCGAGGCCUGGCAGUAUCGGGCCUUCCCCCACAGAAACCCACAGCACCUCCGGCCCCUGAAUUGAACAGUAGUCUCCAUCCAGUGCCCCACACCAAAGGUCCCUCCCUGCCCACUGGCUUGGAGCUGGUCAGCCGGCCCACCUCAAGCACUGAGCUUGGCCGCCCUCCUCCUCUGGCCCUGGAAGCUGGGAAGUUACCCUGUGAGGAUCCUGAGCUGGACGAUGACUUUGAUGCCCACAAGGCCCUAGAGGAUGAUGAGGAGCUUGCUCACCUGGGCCUGGGUGUGGAUGUGGCCAAGGGAGAUGAUGAGCUGGGCACCUUGGAAAACCUGGAGACCAAUGACCCUCACCUGGAUGACCUGCUCAAUGGGGAUGAGUUUGAUCUGCUGGCCUAUACUGACCCUGAGCUGGAUACUGGGGACAAGAAGGACAUCUUCAAUGAGCACCUGAGGCUGGUAGAGUCGGCCAAUGAAAAGGCUGAGCGGGAGGCCCUGCUGCGGGGGGUGGAGCCAGGACCCAUGGGCCCUGAUGAGCGCCCUCUGCCUGCUGCUGAUGUCUCUGAGGCCCGUCUGGCGUCGGUGCUCCCUGAGGUGAAGCCCAAGGUAGAGGAAGGUGGGCGCCACCCUUCCCCUUGCCAGUUCGCCAUUACCACCCCCAAGGUAGAGCCAGCACCUGCCACCACUUCCCUAGGUCUAGGGCUGAAACCAGGACAGAGUGUGAUGGGCACCCGGGACACCCGGAUGGGCACAGGACCCUUUUCCGGCAGUGGGCACACAACUGAGAAGGGCCCCUUUGGGGCCACAGGAGGACCACCAGCUCACCUGCUGACACCCAGCCCGCUGAGUGGCCCAGGAGGGUCCUCCCUGCUGGAAAAGUUUGAGCUGGAGAGUGGGGCCCUGACCUUGCCCGGUGGACAUGCAGCAUCAGGGGAUGAGCUGGACAAGAUGGAGAGCUCGCUGGUAGCCAGUGAGUUACCCUUGCUCAUCGAAGACCUGUUGGAGCAUGAGAAGAAGGAGCUGCAGAAGAAGCAGCAGCUUUCGGCACAGCUGCAGCCUGCCCAGCAACAGCAGCAACAACAGCAGCAGCAGCAGCAGCAGCAGCAGCAUUCCCUGCUGGCCACACCAGGCCCUGCCCAGGCCAUGUCUUUGACACAUGAAGGCUCUUCUCCCAGUUUGGCUGGGCCCCAACAGCAGCUUGCCCUAGGACUUGGGGGUUCCCGACAGCCAGGCUUGGCCCAACCACUGAUGCCCACCCAGCCACCAGCACAUGCCCUCCAGCAGCGCCUGGCCCCAUCCAUGGCCAUGGUGUCCAGUCAAGGACAUAUGCUAAGUGGGCAGCACGGUGGGCAGGCAGGCUUGGUGCCCCAGCAGAGCCCACAGCCAGUGCUGGCACAGAAGCCCAUGGGUACCAUGCCACCUUCCAUGUGUAUGAAACCUCAGCAGCUGGCCAUGCAGCAGCAGCUGGCUAACAGCUUCUUCCCUGAUACAGAUCUGGACAAAUUUGCAGCAGAAGAUAUCAUUGAUCCCAUUGCAAAGGCCAAGAUGGUGGCUUUGAAAGGCAUCAAGAAAGUGAUGGCUCAGGGCAGCAUUGGAGUGGCACCUGGUAUGAACAGGCAGCAAGUAUCUCUGCUAGCCCAGAGGCUCUCAGGGGGGCCCGGCAGUGAUCUGCAGAACCACGUGGCAGCUGGGAGUGGCCAGGAGCGGAGUGCUGGUGACCCUUCCCAGCCUCGUCCCAAUCCACCCACCUUUGCCCAGGGAGUGAUCAAUGAGGCUGACCAGCGGCAGUAUGAGGAAUGGCUGUUUCAUACCCAGCAGCUCCUACAGAUGCAGCUGAAGGUGCUAGAGGAGCAGAUCGGUGUGCAUCGCAAGUCCCGGAAGGCUCUGUGUGCCAAACAGCGCACUGCCAAGAAGGCUGGCCGUGAGUUCCCAGAAGCUGAUGCUGAGAAGCUCAAGCUGGUUACAGAGCAGCAGAGCAAGAUCCAGAAACAGCUGGAUCAGGUCCGGAAGCAGCAGAAGGAGCACACCAACCUCAUGGCAGAAUAUCGGAAUAAGCAGCAGCAACAGCAGCAACAGCAGCAACAGCAACACUCAGCUGUGCUGGCCCUCAGCCCUUCCCAGAGUCCCCGGCUACUCACCAAGCUCCCCGGUCAGCUGAUCCCUGGCCAUGGGCUGCAGCCACCACAGGGGCCUCCGGGUGGGCAAGCUGCAGGUCUUCGCCUGCCCCCAGGGGGCAUGGCUCUCCCUGGGCAGCCUGGUGGCCCUUUCCUCAACACCUCCCUGGCCCAGCAGCAGCAACAGCAACAUUCUGGUGGGACUGGGGCCUUGGCUGGCCCCUCAGGGGGCUUUUUCCCUGGCAACCUUGCUCUUCGAGGCCUAGGACCUGAUUCGAGACUUUUACAGGAGAGGCAGCUACAGCUACAGCAGCAACGCAUGCAACUAGCCCAGAAAUUGCAGCAGCAGCAACAGCAACAGCACCUCCUAGGACAGGUGGCAAUCCAGCAGCAACAGCAGCAGAGCUUGGGGGUACAGGCAAACCAGGCUCUGGGUCCCAAGCCCCCGGGGCUUCUGCCUCCCAGUAGCCAUCAAGGCCUCUUGGUCCAGCAGCUGUCCCCGCAACCACCCCAGGGGCCCCAGGGCAUGCUGGGCCCUGCCCAGGUGGCAGUGUUACAGCAGCAGCAGCAGCAGCACCCUGGAGCUUUGGGGCCCCAGGGUCCUCACAGACAGGUACUUCUUACCCAGUCCCGGGUGCUGAGUUCCCCCCAGCUGGCACAGCAGGGUCAGGGCCUUAUGGGACACCGGCUGGUCACAGCCCAGCAGCAGCAGCAGCAACAGCACCAACAGCAGGGAUCCAUGGCAGGCCUUUCCCAUCUUCAGCAGGGCCUGAUGCCACACAGCGGGCAGCCCAAACUGAGUGCUCAGCCCAUGGCUUCCUUACAGCAGCAGCAGCUUCAGCAGCAGCAGCUACAGCAGCAACAACAGCAGCAGCAGCAGCUACAGCAGCAACAACAGCAGCAGCAACAGCAGCUACAGCAGCAGCAGCAGCAGCUACAACAGCAGCAGCUGCAGCAGCAGCAACAACUACAACAACAGCAACUACAGCAGCAGCAGCUACAGCAACAGCAGCAGCAACAGCAACAACAAUUGCAGCAGCAGCAACAGCAGCAGCAGCAGCAGCAGCAGCAACAGCAGCAGAUGGGCCUCUUGAACCAGAGUCGAACUUUAUUGUCUCCCCAGCAGCAGCAGCAGCAGCAGCAGCAGCAGCAGCAACAGCAGCAGCAGCAGCAGCAGCAGCAGCAGCAGCAGCAGCAGCAGGUGACCCUUGGCCCUGGCAUACCAGCCAAGCCUGUGCAACACUUUUCUAACCCCGGAACCCUGGGCCCAACUGUCCUCUUGACGGGCAAGGAACAAAGCAUUGUAGAGACAGCUCUUCCUCCAGAGGCCACUGAGGGGCCCUCCACACAUCAGGGAGGGCCGUUAGCAAUAGGGACUAUACCUGAGUCAGUGGCGACCGAACCUGGGGAGGUAAAGCCUUCGCUCUCCGGGGACUCACAGCUCCUGCUUGUCCAGCCCCAGGCCCAGCCUCAGCCCAACCCUGUGCAGCUGCAGCCACCUCUGAGGGUCCCAGGGCAACAGCAGCAGCAAGUUAACUUGCUCCACACAGGAGGUGUGGGAAGCCAUGGGCAAGCAGGCAGCGGAUCAUCUUCUGAGGCCUCAUCUAUGCCCCACCUGCUGGCCCAAUCCUCUGUUCCUUUAGGGGAGCAGCCUGGAACCAUGACCCAGAACCUUCUGGGUUCCCAACAGCCCCUUGGACUAGAGCGGCCAGUGCAGAAUAAUGCAGGGCCACAGCCUGCCAAAUCAGGACCUGUCCCCCAGGCUGGGCAGGGCCUGCCCGGGGCUGGCGUCAUGCCUACGGUGGGUCAGCUUCGAGCACAGCUCCAAGGAGUCCUGGCCAAAAACCCCCAGCUGCGGCACUUGAGUCCACAGCAGCAGCAGCAGCUACAGGCGCUCCUCAUGCAGCGGCAGCUGCAGCAGAGUCAGUCAGUGCGCCAUGCCCCACCCUACCAGGAGCCUGGGGCCCAGCCCUCUCCCCUCCAGGGCCUCCUAGGCCGCCAGCCUCAACUUGGGGGCUUCCCUGGAUCCCAGACUGGCCCCCUCCAGGAGCUAGGGGCAGGGCUUCGACCUCAGGGCCCACCCCGGCUCCCCACCCCACAAGGAGCCUUAUCCACAGGACCAGUCGUUGGCCCUGUCCAUCCCACACCUCCACCAUCCAGCCCCCAAGAGCCAAAGAGACCUUCCUCACAGCCCCCAGGAGCCAGCCCCCUGGUCCCAUCCCAGCUCCCCUCUGAGGCCCAGCUCACCCCCACCCAGCCAGGGACUCCAAAACCGCAGGGCCCAUCCUUGGAGCUGCCUCCUGGGAGGGUCUCACCUGCUGCUGCCCAGCUUGCAGAUACCUUCUUUGGCAAGGGGCUGGGACCUUGGGACCCCCCAGACAACCUAGUGGAAGCCCAGAAGCCAGAGCAGAGCAUUCAUCUGGAGCAGGUGAAUGGGCAGGCAGUGCCUGAGCCACCCCAUCUCAGCAUCAAGCAGGAGCCUCGGGAAGAGCCAUGUGCCCUGGGAGCCCAGGCGGUGAAGAGGGAGGCCAACGGGGAGCCAAUAGGGGCACCAGGUACCAGCAACCACCUCCUGCUGGCAGGCCCCCGCUCAGAGGCCGGGCAUCUGCUCUUGCAGAAGCUUCUACGGGCAAAGAAUGUGCAACUCAGCACUGGGCGGGGGCCCGAGGGGCUGCGAGCUGAGAUCAACGGGCACAUUGACAGCAAGCUGGCUGGGCUGGAGCAGAAACUACAGGGUACCCCCAGCAACAAGGAGGAUACAGCAGCAAGAAAGCCUUUGACACCAAAGCCCAAGCGGGUACAGAAGGCAAGCGACAGGUUGGUGAGCUCCCGAAAGAAGCUGCGGAAGGAGGACGGGGUCAGGGCCAGCGAGGCCUUGCUGAAACAGCUGAAACAGGAGCUGUCCCUGCUGCCCUUAACGGAGCCUACCAUCACCGCCAAUUUUAGCCUCUUUGCUCCCUUCGGCAGUGGCUGCCCGGUCAAUGGGCAAUGCCAGCUGAGGGGGGCCUUUGGAAGUGGGGCGCUGUCCACGGGCCCUGACUACUAUUCCCAGCUGCUUACCAAGAAUAACCUGAGUAACCCGCCGACACCACCCUCGUCGCUGCCCCCCACCCCACCCCCAUCGGUGCAGCAGAAGAUGGUGAAUGGCGUCACUCCAUCUGAAGAGCUGGGGGAGCACCCCAAGGAUGCUGCCUCUGCCCGGGAUACUGAAGGGACACUGAGGGAUACUUCAGAGGUGAAGAGUCUAGACCUGCUGGCUGCCUUGCCUACACCCCCUCACAAUCAGACUGAGGAUGUCAGGAUGGAGAGUGAUGAGGACAGCGAUUCUCCUGACAGCAUUGUGCCGGCUUCGUCCCCUGAGAGCAUCCUGGGGGAAGAGGCCCCUCGUUUCCCUCAGCUCGGCUCAGGCCGAUGGGAGCAGGAUGACCGGGCUCUCUCCCCUGUCAUCCCCAUCAUUCCUCGGGCCAGUAUCCCAGUCUUCCCAGAUACCAAACCUUAUGGGGCCCUGGACCUGGAGGCCCCUGGAAAGCUGCCUGCCACAACUUGGGAAAAGGGCAAAGGAAGUGAGGUGUCAGUCAUGCUGACGGUCUCUGCUGCUGCAGCCAAGAACCUGAAUGGUGUGAUGGUGGCGGUGGCAGAGCUGCUGAGCAUGAAGAUCCCCAACUCCUAUGAGGUGCUGUUCCCAGAGAGCCCUGCCCGGGCAGGCAUUGAACCUAAGAAGGGGGAAGCCGAGGGCCCUGGAGGGAAAGAAAAGGGUCUGGGAGGCAAGAGCCCAGAAGCUGGCCCUGAUUGGCUGAAACAGUUUGAUGCAGUGUUGCCUGGCUAUACCCUCAAGAGCCAGCUAGACAUCUUGAGCCUCCUGAAACAGGAGAGCCCCGCCCCAGAGCCACCCACCCAACACAGCUACACCUACAACGUCUCCAACCUGGAUGUGCGACAGCUCUCAGCCCCGCCUCCUGAAGAACCCUCCCCGCCCCCAUCCCCCUUGGCACCCUCUCCUGCCAGCCCCCCUGCUGAACCCCUGGCUGAACUCCCGGCUGAACCCUCAGCUGAGCCACCUGUCCCCUCGCCUCUGCCACUGGCCUCAUCCCCUGAAUCAGCCCGACCCAAGCCCCGAGCCCGGCCCCCUGAAGAAGGUGAAGAUUCCCGGCCCCCUCGCCUCAAGAAGUGGAAGGGGGUGCGUUGGAAGCGGCUGCGGCUGCUGCUGACCAUUCAGAAGGCCGGUGGACGGCAGGAGGAUGAGCGGGAAGUGGCGGAGUUUAUGGAACAGCUCGGCACAGCCCUGCGACCCGACAAGGUGCCUCGCGACAUGCGGCGCUGCUGCUUCUGUCACGAGGAGGGUGAUGGGGCCACUGAUGGACCUGCCCGCCUGCUGAACCUGGACCUGGACCUGUGGGUGCACCUCAACUGCGCUCUGUGGUCCACGGAGGUAUAUGAGACCCAGGGCGGGGCACUGAUGAACGUGGAGGUUGCCCUGCACCGAGGACUGCUCACCAAGUGCUCCCUGUGCCAGCGCACCGGUGCCACCAGCAGCUGCAAUCGAAUGCGUUGUCCCAACGUCUACCAUUUUGCCUGUGCCAUCCGCGCCAAGUGCAUGUUCUUCAAGGACAAGACCAUGCUGUGUCCAAUGCAUAAGAUCAAGGGACCCUGUGAGCAGGAGCUGAGCUCUUUUGCUGUCUUCCGGCGGGUCUACAUUGAGCGGGAUGAGGUGAAGCAAAUCGCCAGCAUCAUCCAGCGGGGAGAGCGGCUGCACAUGUUCCGUGUAGGGGGCCUUGUGUUCCAUGCCAUUGGACAGCUGCUCCCUCACCAAAUGGCCGACUUCCACAGUGCCACUGCCCUUUAUCCUGUGGGCUAUGAGGCCACACGCAUCUACUGGAGCCUCCGCACCAACAACCGCCGCUGCUGCUACCGCUGCUCCAUCGGCGAGAACAACGGAAGGCCCGAGUUCAUAAUCAAAGUCAUCGAGCAGGGCCUGGAGGACCUGGUCUUCACCGACGCCUCCCCCCAGGCUGUGUGGAAUCGCAUCAUUGAGCCUGUGGCUGCCAUGAGAAAAGAGGCCGACAUGCUGCGGCUCUUCCCUGAGUACCUGAAAGGCGAGGAGCUCUUUGGGCUGACGGUGCACGCCGUGCUGCGCAUAGCUGAAUCACUGCCUGGAGUGGAGAGCUGUCAAAACUAUUUAUUCCGCUAUGGACGCCACCCCCUGAUGGAGCUGCCACUCAUGAUCAAUCCCACUGGUUGUGCCCGAUCGGAGCCUAAAAUCCUCACACACUACAAACGGCCUCACACCCUGAACAGCACCAGCAUGUCCAAGGCGUAUCAGAGCACCUUCACAGGCGAGACCAACACCCCAUACAGCAAGCAGUUUGUGCACUCCAAGUCAUCACAGUACCGGCGUCUGCGCACUGAGUGGAAGAACAAUGUGUAUCUGGCUCGCUCCCGUAUCCAGGGCCUGGGGCUCUAUGCCGCCAAGGACCUAGAAAAGCACACGAUGGUCAUUGAGUAUAUUGGCACCAUCAUUCGCAACGAGGUGGCCAACCGGCGGGAGAAAAUCUAUGAGGAGCAGAAUCGAGGCAUCUACAUGUUCCGAAUAAACAAUGAACAUGUGAUUGAUGCUACGUUGACCGGAGGUCCUGCCAGGUACAUUAACCAUUCCUGUGCCCCUAACUGUGUGGCGGAAGUUGUGACGUUUGACAAGGAGGAUAAAAUCAUCAUCAUCUCCAGCCGGCGAAUCCCCAAAGGAGAGGAGCUGACCUAUGACUAUCAGUUUGACUUUGAGGACGAUCAGCACAAGAUCCCCUGCCACUGUGGAGCCUGGAAUUGUCGAAAAUGGAUGAACUAA
This is a messenger RNA of Puma concolor (puma), 14913 nucleotides long. The record is from RefSeq and is a predicted model, not a curated record. NCBI's taxonomy places the organism in Eukaryota, Metazoa, Chordata, Mammalia, Carnivora, Felidae.